AUGCCGGGCGGAGGGGUGAGCGCGGCCUCCUGGAGCCCCGAGCUGGAGGAGAUCCGGGUGAGGCUGGCGGCGCUGGGCCUUUGGGUUGGACUGAGAGCGCUAGAAAUUAGACGCGUGCUGACUACAGUGUAUGAAGACCCGGGGCCCGGGGGGACAGGACUACAACGUGAACCUAGAACCUGCAUAUUCCUGAUCCUCGUGGAGAUAAAUAGAAGACGAGUUCUGGACUACAACUCCCUCAAAGGACAGGGCCCCUCCUGUAUCUCUAUUCAUUAUAGUAACGUUUUUUUUUCUCUUUUUGGGUUUAUCGUCCAUGUAGGAUGCAAGAUUAAGGCGCUGAGGGCGAAAACAAACACCUACAUAAAGACCCCAGUCCGUGGCGAAGAACCAGUAUUUGUCGUCACUGGGAGAAAAGAAGAUGUAGCGAUGGCAAAAAGGGAAAUCUUGUCGGCGGCGGAACACUUCUCCAUGAUCCGAGCAUCUCGCAACAAAAACGGCCCUGCCGUGAGCAGCACUCAGUGCACCCCUAACCUUCCGGGUCAAACCACUGUACAGGUUCGUGUCCCCUACCGCGUGGUGGGCCUGGUGGUAGGGCCAAAGGGAGCCACCAUAAAACGUAUACAGCAGCAGACCCACACCUACAUCGUCACUCCAAGCCGUGACAAAGAGCCGGUGUUCGAAGUCACGGGGAUGCCUGAGAACGUCGACCGGGCCCGCGAGGAGAUCGAAAUGCACAUAGCCAUGCGCACCGGCAACUACAUCGAGCUCAACGAAGAGAACGACUUUCACUAUAACGGUACAGACGUCAGCUUCGAAGGGGCCUGCCUAACCUCAUCGUGGUUAAAUACAAACCCGACCGCCCCGGGCCGUAAUAAAAUGAUUUCCAACUACCGGAACGACAGCUCGAGCUCCUUGGGAAGCGGCUCUACGGAUUCGUUUUUGGGAAGCAACCGGCUGGCCGACUUUAGCCCAACCAGUCCCUUCGGCGCCAGUAAUUUUUGGUUCGGUGAAGCCAUGCCCCCAGUCGGUUCAGAAGAUCUAGCCGACGCCUCCGCCUUUGAUCCAAUACCAUCGCCGUCUGAGCCGUUAUGGGCGACUUUCGACCAGGGAAAUCCACUCGCCGGCUACGGAAGCGAGGUCACGGCUCAAUCUCAGCGCAGGGGGAGCAUGUCCCCCACUUUCCCCGAAAGUCUGGAGUACCCGUUGGGCAGAAGCGUUAGAAGUGACCUCUCGAGCACAAGCGAGGCCGGGCUUCCCAUCUACAUCCCGGCGUUCUCCAACAGCACCAACAGCUACUCCUCUUCCAGCGGCGGCUCCACCUCCAGCUCCCCGCCGGAGACCCGGCGCAAACACGACUGCGUCAUCUGCUUCGACAACGAAGUCAUAGCCGCCCUGGUCCCCUGCGGCCACAACUUCUUCUGCAUGGAGUGCGCCCACAAGAUCUGCCAGAAAGAGAUGCCGCUCUGCCCCGUCUGCCAGACACCCGUCAACCAGGCCAUACAAAUACAUUCUUAAACUCUUAUUAUUUUUAUUUGUUCCCAGCAAGCACUCUACAGCAGUCUUCCUCUAAUAUAUA
This is a messenger RNA of Nanorana parkeri, 1576 nucleotides long. It is a transcript of the gene MEX3C, whose product is annotated as mex-3 RNA binding family member C. Gene Ontology annotation, molecular function: RNA binding. The record is from RefSeq and is a predicted model, not a curated record. The coding region runs from base 1 to 1515 and encodes 504 amino acids. NCBI's taxonomy places the organism in Eukaryota, Metazoa, Chordata, Amphibia, Anura, Dicroglossidae. The transcript has 3 exons.